Molecule: messenger RNA, 2999 nt
Organism: Conger conger (European conger)
Lineage: Eukaryota; Metazoa; Chordata; Actinopteri; Anguilliformes; Congridae
Product: melanocyte protein PMEL-like
Exons: 13
Coding region: 364-2925 (853 amino acids)
Biological process (GO): melanosome organization
Cellular component (GO): melanosome
Source: RefSeq, a predicted model, not a curated record
GUUACCACCAAGACAACGCAUGCAAUUAUCAGAGAAAAAACCCACCCCAUUCCAGUUGAGUUCACAGAAGGAAGGUGGGGAUAGUACGAGAAAGCAGCUGCCCAACUACCCACAGUAAUUUGGGGAUGCAAGCAAAAUAACCCUCAGACAAUAGAGCCUCAUCAGUGUGUACCUUGACCAGUGGGAGGGAAAUGCCAGUGACCGAGGAAGAGUCCAUGAACUUCUUCAGAUCUUGAUGAAGGAACUCAAACACCAGAUACAGUUUAUUCUCUGUGUGGAUGACAUCACGCAGCCUGCACAAUACACACAAGGAAUGGACUAAGACCCAUUCGGAAGUAGAGCAGAAGAGGACUCACGGCCACGAUGAGGAGCUUCCUGGUGACGCUGGUAUUGACUGCCUUGUGGUCAGCCGUUGCCGCUGCUGCCACAAGAUCGAGGACACGCUUCACGCGGUACCGCUCCUGGAACUCGCGGAUGUACCCUGUAUGGAAGGAUGGUGACCCCCGUUACAGAGAUUGCUGGACUGGGGGCGAGGUGACUUUUGACGUCAGGAACGAUGCGCCCACUCUGACCGGUGCCAAGGCCACUUUCAAUGUUGACCUCCGCUUCCCUGGGAACCAAACAGUGCUGCCUGAUGGACAGGUGGUGUGGGCGCGGAACUGCACUGUUAAUGGAACGCGAUACCAGCAGGGACAGGCAGUCUACCCAGAGAGCAAUUCCUCCAACGAGUGGAACGGCGCGUUUCCCGAUGGUACCCCAUUCACCGGAGUCUCGGACAAGAAGCCCCACUAUGUGUUUGUGUGGAAGACGUGGGGGCGCUACUGGCAGGUGGCAGGUGGCCCCUCUUCCUCCCUCACCAUCGGCACGGACAACAUUCCCCUGGGCUCCUACACCAUGGAGCUGGUUAUCUAUCACUGCCGCGGCAAAGAGAAAUUUGUUCCCUUAGGCUAUGCCUCCACACAGUUUUCCAUUACAGACCAGAUCCCCUUUGCCAUGACGCUCACCCAGGUCAAUGAUGUCAAUCAGGCUGACCAGAGCUUUGUCCAGAACCGGGCCAUCGCCUUCAGCGUCCGGCUGCAUGACCCCAGCCAGUACCUCAAGGACUCCGACAUCACCUUCAACUGGAACUUCGGGGACAGCAGCGGCACCCUGAUCUCGCGGGACCUGUCCGUCACCCACACCUACGUCACGCCUGGCACCUUCAGCCCCCAGGUGGUCCUGCAGGCGGUGAUCCCCAACGCCGGCUGUGCCACGCCCGCCAUCCCCGCCACCGGGGCUGACCCCACCCCCGCCCCGGUCACCUCUCAGCCCCCUGCCCCAGAGCCUGCGGAGCAAGGCACCACCGACGUCCAGCCUGAUCCGUCAGCUGCUCCUGCUGCCCCGACGGCAAUCCCUGAGAUCACUGUGUCUGCAGCAGCGGCUGCUGGAGACAUCGCCCUGGCUGCCUCAGUUCAGCCAGCAGAAACUGAGGGAGAGGUUGACCCAGCUAUAGAGACUGACCCAGCUGUAGAGACUGACCCAGCAGCAGAGACUGACCCAGCUGUUGAGACUGACCCAGCAGUAGAGACUGACCCAGCUGUAGAGACUGACCCAGCUGUAGAGGCUGACCCAGCUAUAGAGACUGACCCAGCAGUAGAGACUGACCCAGCUGUAGAGACUGACCCAGCAGUAGAGACUGACCCAGCUGUAGAGACUGACCCAGCAGUAGAGACUGACCCAGCUAUAGAGACUGACCCAGCUGUAGAGACUGACCCAGCUGUAGAGACUGACCCAGCAGCAGAGACUGACCCAGCAGUAGAGACUGACCCAGCUGCAGAGACUGACCCAGCAGUAGAGACUGACCCAGCAGUAGAGACUGACCCAGCUGUAGAGACUGACCCAGCUGUAGAGACUGAUCCAGCAGUAGAGACUGACCCAGCUGUAGAGACUGACCCAGCAGUAGAGACUGACCCAGCUGUAGAGGUGCCAACCAUCGACGCUGCAGCCUCAGUGGCUCCGGAAGCAGGAGAUGCCGCCGCCCCUCUGGAUGAAACUGCUGUUGCGGCGACUGUCCUCAUCCCCCCUGCAGCCACGGCCCCUGCAGCUGCUGCUGAGCCCGUGGAGGUGGAAGCUGAGCCCGUGGAGGUGGAAGCUGAGCCCGUGGAGGUGGAAGCUGAGCCCGUGGAGGCUGUGGUCACAGAGGCCGAGGCAGUGAACGAGAACCCAGAAGCAGUUGUGCCGACAGCAGGGGUGGAGCUCGAGCCCGAGGAGGCUGAGCUGCAGACCGACCCGGUUCCCCUGCAGCUGGCCAAACGGCAGGCUCCAGAGAUGCCCGCAGACAGCGGCUGUGCCAUUUACCGCUAUGGGUCCUUCUCCACCGCGCUGAACAUUGUCCAGGGCAUUGAGAGUGUUGAGAUUGUGCAGGUGGCAAACGUGGUGAUGACGGCAGAGGUGGAGCAGAAUGCUGUGGACCUCACUGUCACCUGUCAGGGCAGCAUGCCAAACGAGGUGUGCACCGUCCUGUCGGACGCGGACUGCGCCACACCCCUGCAGACGGUGUGCAACGAGGUCGCGCCCUCUCCAGAGUGCCAGAUGAUACUGCGGCAGUUCUUCAACGAGUCCGGCGUCUUCUGCGUCAACGUGUCCAUGACCAACAGUGUCAGCCUAGCUGUCACCAGCGCCAGGGUUAGCGUGACCAUGGGAUCUGGCUCCUCCACUGGGGGCACUGUGGCGCUGGUGCUGGGGACACUGAUCCUGGCCGCUGUAGUGGGGACAAUAGCUUUGGCCUACAAGCGUUUCAAACAGUAUCGGCCCCUGCGAGAGGAGCAAGCAGGCACCUCUGUGGGCAGCUCUGGAAGGACCUCUGUGCCCAUGCUGCUGUGGAACCUACUGAGCCGCCAGACUCCUGGGGAGAGCAGACCACUGCUGCAAGGCAGGGUGGUGUGAGCUGGACCAGAAAACACACACGCACACACACACACAUCUGCACACACACACGCACAUAUGCACACACACACACA